This is a messenger RNA of Durio zibethinus, 2905 nucleotides long. RefSeq lists its product as uncharacterized. NCBI's taxonomy places the organism in Eukaryota, Viridiplantae, Streptophyta, Magnoliopsida, Malvales, Malvaceae. The record is from RefSeq and is a predicted model, not a curated record.
CAAAAAUUUAAACAAAAAUAAAUAAUUAAUUAAUUAAUAGUAUAAUUAUUAAAAAAACCCGAAAACAGUAAACCGACACGAAUCCGGUGUUGACGCCAAUUGCAAGAAUCCGAUCAUCGAAGUAAACCCAACCCUAAAACUUAGUUUCUCCUUUUCUUAUUCUCUGAAUAAUCUCUUUCUUUUUCUCACAUAAAGAAGAAAAGAAAGAUAGAGAAAGGAUUUUUUUUUGUUUGAAAAAACUGUGUUGUCAAUGGCGGAGGAUUUUGCAAGGGCGGUGGAGGACGGGUUAAAGCUAGCGAAACGAAUAUACUUAGGGAAAGACAGAGGAUUGGUGGCGCCGCCAAAGCCGCUACCGCCAAUGGAGAAGUCACCGCAUUUGUACUUGCCAUCGGCGCCAAUGGUAUAUGCGGUUAUAUUCGACCCGAGGAUUGUCGACAACCCGGAUAUUCCGAGCUACCAGCCUCACGUGCAUGGCAGGUGCGAUCCACCCGCUUUGAUUCCUCUUCAGAUGAGCGGGGUCGAUCUCGACGUGGAUUGUUACGCCGAUACCGCUUUUAUUCAAGUUUCUGGCAAAUGGAGAGUCCAUUGUGUUAUGGCUAGCCGUUCCUGUGAUUGUCGCAUUGCUGUCCCUAUGGGCGACCAGGGUUCAAUUCUAGGUGUUGAGGUUAAUCUUCCUACAAAAUCAUAUUCUACUGAACUGAAUGGAGUGGAAGAAAGUAAGGGUAUUGAAAAGAUAGCGAGACCAGAAGAUGGAGGGUUUUUGAAGACUCAUAUAUUUACAUUAACAAUACCACAGAUCGAUGGGGGUACUAAUAUUUCAAUUAAGCUUCAUUGGUCUCAGAAAUUGUCAUAUAAUGAGGGCCAGUUUUUCUUGACUGUGCCCUUUAGUUUUCCUGAAUAUGUUACUCCUGCUAUAAAGAAAAUUUCAAAAAAAGAAAAGAUACAGUUGAAUGUGAACCCUGUUAUUGCAACUGGAAUUUUGUGCAAGGCAACUAGUCAUCCUUUGAAGGAAAUAAGACGCCGUGCAGGGGGGUUCAGUUUCUUAUAUGAAGCAGAAAUUCUCACAUGGUCCAAUACUGACUUCAAUUUCUCAUAUUGUAUUUCUUCUGGAAACAUAUUUGGAGGCGUCCUUUUGCAGUCUCCAUCUUUAUAUGAUUAUGACCAAAGAGAUAUGUUUUGUAUUUAUCUUUUCCCUGGAAGUCAGCAGAGUAGGAAGGUGUUCAGAAAGGAGGUCAUAUUUGUUGUUGAUAUAAGUGACAGCAUGCAAGGGAGGCCACUCGAGAGUACCAAGAAUGCUAUAUCUACUGCCCUUUCUAAGCUCAGUCCAGAAGAUUCAUUUAACAUUAUUGCUUUUAGUAAUGAGACUUUUCUAUUUUCAACAUCCAUGGAGUUGGCUUCCGAGGAAGCAACUGAAAGGGCCACUGAAUGGAUUAGCAUGAAAUAUAGUGUGGGGGGCGGUACAAAUAUGUUUAUUCCACUAGAAAAGGCAGCUGAGAUGCUAUCGAAUACUCGUGGUUCAAUUCCUAUUAUUUUUCUUGUUACUGAUGGGGCUGUUGAAGAUGAGAAAAACAUUUGUGACUGGAUGAAAAAGCGUCUGACAAAUGGAGGAUCAUUAUGUCCACGCAUACAUACUUUUGGCAUAGGUUCAUUCUGUAAUCAUUAUUUCCUGCGCAUGCUUGCUAUGAUUGGCCGGGGUGAAUUUGGUGCUGCUUGUGAUCUAGAUUCAAUUGAGGUUCAGAUGCAAAAAUUAUUUAGCAAAGGUUUAUCUACUGUUCUUGCAAGUAUAUCCAUUGAUGCAUUUGAUGAUCAUGAACAAAUAGAGGUGUACUCUUCAUGUAUUCCUGACCUUUCAUUUGAAAGCCCAUUGACAAUAUGCGGGAGGUACCAAGGCAGUUUUCCUGACAUUCUUAAAGCUAAAGGUAUUUUAGGAAAUUUGAGUAGCUUUAUUAUUGACUUGAAGAUAGAAAGGGCCAAGGACAUACCUCUUGACAGAGUGUUAGCAAGACAGCAGAUUGAUCUGCUCACAGCUCAGGCUUGGUUUUCAGAAAAAAAACAGCUUGAGGAGAAGGUUUUAAAAUUAAGCAUACAGACUUGCAAUAUCUGUGAGUAUACCCGCAUGGUCCUACUUGAGCAAAAUAAAAUAGACAAAGCCACUGAUUCUUCUGGAGCUCGGAAGAUACCGAAGAAAGGCGAUCCACAUAAAAUGGAGGAUUCUGAAGCGCCCAAAAAGGUAUUGCUUCAAAGCCUUUCAGUUGGCUUUGGUGACCUGAUUGCCACUGCCGAAAACAUUCGCCCAGGAUCCGAAGAACAAAAAUUGCCUGAAGUUGCUGAAAUUUUUAUGAAGGCAACUUCAAAUUGCUGUGGUCAGAUAUGUAAUCAAUGCUGUUGCAUGUGCUGCAUCCAAUGUUGUUCAAAGAUGAAUAAUCAAUGUGGUACUACAUUAGCCCAGCUGUGCACUGCUCUGGCAUGCUUUGGCUGCCUUGAUUGUUGCGUAGAACUAUGCUGUCCUGGACAAGAUGGGCAAUAAACACAUUCCAAAAGUUUGAAUUAGCUGUUGUAUAUUGUUGUUUAUAGUGUGUAAAAUGAUAAUUGCCAUAUUAUUUUCAUUAGUUUGAACCACCCAACAUACACAGUUGCAGAGUCUUUGCAAUUUUUACCCUAUCAACUGCUUUAUUUUCCUCUGUUGGCCAAGGAGAUAUUGACCAUUUCGAAAGUGGUUCACUCUUCAUUUUCAUUAGUUUGAACCACCCAACAUCCACAGUUACAGAGUCCUUGCAAUUUUCACCCUGUCAACUGCUUUAUUUUCCUCUAUUGACCAAGGAGAUAAUCAUUUCAAAAGUGGUUCAAUCUUCAUUCGAUUCCAUUGCUAUAGUGUUGCACUUUGCCCUCAAAGCAUACAAUUUUC